This is a messenger RNA of Dermatophagoides farinae (American house dust mite), 3615 nucleotides long. RefSeq lists its product as uncharacterized. Gene Ontology annotation, molecular function: ubiquitin protein ligase activity; protein binding. Lineage: Eukaryota; Metazoa; Arthropoda; Arachnida; Sarcoptiformes; Pyroglyphidae. The record is from RefSeq and is a predicted model, not a curated record. Gene Ontology annotation, biological process: proteasome-mediated ubiquitin-dependent protein catabolic process; protein polyubiquitination.
AUGAAUGAAAGAUAAAAAAAAAUUAUCAAAUCUGAAAUAUCAGAAAAAAACCAGAAGAAAUUUUGAAACGAAAGCGAAAGUUUGUUUGUUUGCUUUUUUUUGUUGUUGUUGCUGUUCGCCUCAGCCCCUUGUUCUAGUCAUACAUUUGGUUUUUGGAUGUUGUUCGAUCAAGAAGUUUUUUCUCUACCAUUCAAAUCUAUCCAACAUAGAUGAAAUGAAUUGAUUUGGAAAAAAAAUUUUUUUUUCGUUUGAAAAAUUAAAAAAAAAUCCAAAUUACUUUGAUCAUCAAUCAAAAGAUGGCGGCAUCGUUUUUUGAUUCAAAUAUUGAUUAUCCACCAUUGGAUACGAAUGGCAACAAUUUAAAAUAUUCAUCAUCAAUUAAUGAUGAAAAAACUAUGAUCAAUCAUCGAUCAACACCAACAACAUCUAUAUCAACAACAACAACAACAACAACAAUAAUGAUGAACGGUGGAUCAUCGACAGCACCUAUUUCAAAUGUUGAUCAUCCCAUUUCGAAUGGUCUAAAUUUUUCUGGUUCGAAUUCUAUUUCUCACCAUCAUCAAAUAUUCAAUUCUAAUCAUCAUCAUCUUAAACUCGAUAAUGAUCCAUUUCAUUCGUUAUCUUCUACUAUGGAUCAAAAAUUUUCACAAAUUUCCUUAAAUAGUGAUAAUUGUGAUCUGAAUGGAAAUCGUCGUUCACCUACGUCGAAUCCAAUAUCAUCAUCAUCAUCAUCAGCUUUUUUUACAGUACAAAAAACGAAUGUUGAAGAUAAUCAUCAUUUCUUUUUUGAUUCAACAUUAGACAAUAAUAAUCCUAAUCAUAUUCAUCAGAAAAGUAAUAAUAAUGGUUGGAAUAUUGAAUUUAUACGACAAUCACUUCGAUCAAAAUUGGCCACAACUAAACGAUUGCAACAAGAAAUACAAAAUAAUUAUGAUGAUUCAUAUAGUAAUUAUCGUUCAUUCAUCAUACAAUGUCGUUCACAAUUGGAUGCCAUAAUGCAAAAUAUCGAUGGUGAAUUGAAUCAAUAUUUCAAAACUAGAAUGAUGGAAUUGAACAUUCAAAAGACUAAAAUCGAAGACAUUGUACAUAAAUUGGAUGAACAAUCGAAUUUAUUCAAUAUUCAAGAUGCUAAUACAAACAAAUUAAGUGAUAUUAAUUGUGAAGAUAUUUUUGAUUCAGACUUUCUUCAGAAUGUACAAAAUAUACUUGAAUCAUCAAUCGAUUCUAGUUUGAUUGAUUCGAUUCGAAUACCAAAUAUCGAUGUGCAAACAAUAGAUCGAUUUAUACGAGCUCUAAUAUUUCCGAUGAACAGACAACAACAACAUCAACAACAACAACCGAUUCUUUUCAAUAAUACAGAUUCAUUUUUAUCAACUAUUGAUAGUCAUUUUGAUGCUUUUCAAUCACAACCAUUAUCAACUCAAGAUGAUAAUUUUGCUAAAUUUUCUGAUCAUCAACAUUCAUCACAACAACAAUCGGUUAUGCUAGCACCGUGGUCAUCACAACAGCCAACAAAUAAUAAUUUACACACCCAACAACACAAUUCCACUAAAAACACCUCUUUGGUUCCUUCAGUUCAUCAAUCAACAUCUCAUUUUCAACAUUUGAUACAGCCAUCUUUUGAUUUUCAACAACAACAACAACAACAGCAACGUACACAAAUUAAUCCAUCAUCAUCAUUUAUGGAUACUAAAAAUCAGUUUUUUCUCGGCAACAUCAAUGAUGAAUUUCCUGCAUUGACGUCAUACAUAAAUGACCAUCAUCAUCAACAACAACAAACAUUCAACGGAUCUAUACAUCCGUCACAGACACAUCAAUCUAUCAAUGAUUUAAAUAUUUUGAAUCAAAAACAAGCUAUCACAAAAUCACUUCAACCACGUAUUCGUCGUGAACGUAUUAGCUAUUAUUUGAAAUUCGGUGAACAAGGAGCACAGGAUGGACAAUUUGCUGAGCCAUCUGGUGUUGCUGUUAAUCUGGCUAAUGAUGAAAUCUACAUUGCCGAUGCUAACAAUCAUAGAGUUCAAGUGUUUGAUAAAUGGGGCAAAUUUAAAUUCCAUUUUGGUGAAGGAAAACUUAAAUUUCCUAACAGAGUUGCCUUAUCACGUAAUACGGGCGAAAUUGUUGUAUCCGAAAGACCACCCGUACAUCAGAUACAAGUGUAUAGUAAGAAUGGUAUUUUUCAAUGCAAAUUUGGUGCCAAACAUCUUCGCCAUCCACGUGGAUUGGCCGUCGAUCAUCAGAAUCGUGUCGUUGUUGUUGAAUGUAAAGUGAUGCGUGUAUUUGCCUUCAGUCUUCAAGGUGUCCUAUUACAUUCAUUUGAUUGUUCAGAACGUAUUCAAUUUCCGAACGCUGUUGCGGUUUCACGAUCGGACGAAAUAUUCAUUUCAGAUAAUCGAAAUCAUUGUGUAAAAGUAUUCAAUUUUAAUGGCGAUUUUCUACGACAAAUUGGUGGCCAAGGUAUCACAAAUUAUCCGAUUGGUGUCUGUCUCAAUGAAGCAUUUGAUCAAUUAUUAGUAGUCGAUAAUUACAACAAUCUCAAUGUUACUUUAUUUCGUUUGGAUGGACAUUUGAUCGGUGCUUAUGAAUCAUCAGGAAAACAUCAGCAAUGUUUAGAUGUUGCAUUAUUUGGUGAUCAUUCAAUUGUUGUCACAAGUAAAGACUUGCAAGUUUAUUUCUAUCGUCUCAAGGAAUAUAUUCAACAACAACAAUCAAACAUUAAUCAAAAACGAUCAACAUCUGUUAAUAACAACAAUCUACAAGGAUCAUUUGUCGUUAGUGGUACUGGUACACAUAACCGUAUUUCAGGGCCAAAUUUACCACCACCAUCAUCAUCAACAUCAUCAUCUGCAACAUCUGGAACGCACAUUAAGAAUGGUGGUAAUAAUCUAAAUAAUAAUGUUCAAAGAACACAUCCCCAUCACCAUCAUCAUCAUCAUUAAAUGAUAUUUAUUUUCAUCGAUUAGAUAAAACGUCAAUGUCAACUUUCAGUAUCAUCGUUGUUUGUUCCAUAAUUAUCCUACUGUUUGGUUGAAUGCAUGGCCAGCAUUAUUGUUUUAUACAAAAAAAAACACACUUUUUCAUAAUUAUAUAACACAAUUACGAAUAUUCAUUAUCUUAUUAUUAUUAUUAAUAUAAUUUCGAUUAAUGUUUCAUGAAGUACAAAAUUUAUACCCUUAUUAUUAAUUAAUUAAUUAAUUGAUCAUCAUUAUUGAAUAUUCUUUUCUUUCUUUUUAUUUGUUUACAACCAAAACAUUUCAUGCAGAAUCAAUUGUUUUUGUCAAUCAAUCGUUUGUUAUUUUUCAUUAUAUUCAUUAAUCACUUUUUCUCUUAAAUUCUACUUUAACAUUUAAUGUGAUUUUUUUUUAAUUCAUAUACCACACACCUUUAUUUCAUCAUCAUUGAACUUAAUCAUCAUCAUUUUGUUUUCACUCUUGUUUCUGUUUCUGGUCUUGAAAUUUUACUUUUUUUUUCUCUCAAACUUGGAGUAAUUUAUUAUGGCCAAUUAAAGUUUAAACUAACUCUACCAUGAAGAACGAAAGGAAGCAAAAAAAACCAAUAUCGAUUGAUAACAAUAUUUACAAAUUUUUUUUUUUGAUUCUCCUUGUACAUACACAC